Molecule: messenger RNA, 2398 nt
Organism: Nelumbo nucifera (sacred lotus)
Lineage: Eukaryota; Viridiplantae; Streptophyta; Magnoliopsida; Proteales; Nelumbonaceae
Product: neurochondrin family protein
Source: RefSeq, a predicted model, not a curated record
ACUCGGAGGGAAAGGGAAAAGAAGCAAAGAAAGCGGAAUCGAUGUCUCGAUAACGGUAUAGAACAUUAGAAACUUGGAGAAAACUCUGCAACAUUAUAGUAAAACCCUGCUAGAACCUUUGCUCAGUGCUCACAAGCGUAUGCAGAAAUCCUAAUUUCGUUAUUUGAACCUCAAAUCUUCUUCAAAGUUGCAGGAAUCUGUUUCUCUUCUAUCGGUUCAAUGGAACAAGGUCCAGGCCUGGAAGAUUGCUUGAAGCUAUUGAAAGGAGAGAGAGACGAGCAACGACUAGCAGGCCUGCUUCUGGCGACUAAAUUCUGCAAGGGCGACGACCAUGCUUCUAUAUGCAGGAUUUAUGAUGCAGUAGGAGAUCGUUUUCUCGAUCGUCUUCUCAGGACUGGCAUGGGUAAAGGAGUGAUCAGGGGUAGGGAAAGUGAUGAUCUUGACGCCUAUUUACAGCUUGCGGUCACAGUUCUUGCUGCUUUCUGUCGUGUUCCGGAGAUCGCUUCAUCGAAAGAAAUGGUUUCCAAAGUUCCUCUUCUACUGGAAAUUUUGUCGAAGGGAGUGGAUUCGUCUGUUUAUGAAGAAUGCUAUGAAUUUUUAUUUCUGGUGUCUGUGGCUUCUGAAGAUGGACUUACAACAUUAUAUGACUCUGGGGUCAUGAAUGUGCUUACUUCUCAUGUUUCUAAUUUGCCUGAUGGUUCUCACUCCUUGGAGCUUUCCAUGAGACUUAUGCAGUUAAUAUUGAGCAAACUACCUCUGGACAUCAUAAAUACAGAAUAUCCAUUGGAGUUGUCAAAAAUGGUGGCUGCAAUGGCUAGGCAGUUUGCUGUGUUGCACACUGCCCUUAAAUUUGAAGCCCUGCGCUUACUAUCUGCCAUUCUGUCCUCAAAAUAUGCGGCACCAUUGCAUGAUGCUCUUCGGUCAGUGUCAAAUGAUUCAUGGGCAACCUACAUGCGCAUUGGUAUUGUGGCAGUUUUACAGGAUCGUGUUGCUCCUUCUGACAAGCUUCAGGCUCUUAUUUUGGCGGAAUCUAUGAUGUCUUUGCUGGGAGAAGGUUGGCUGAUUGAUCAGAAGAAUGUACCUGAUGUGCAAAAUCCUCUUCCAGUUGACAGGUGCCUAUUGCUUGUCUUGGAGUCUUCAAGGGUUGAAGUUGCUGUUCUUCUCAAUGACAUUGCCUACUUGAAAUAUGAAGCUUCUAAGAGUUCAUCAACCACUGCUGAAACCAUACUCUUAAGGCAACGGGACCUGGCCAUAGCAUUUUCUUUAAUAGAGAAAAUAAUUAAAGUGAUUUCUAAUGGCUGUGGAGAAGGAGGGGGCCCUAUUAGUGAAAGUACUUUAACAAAGGUGAUUACUCAGCUUAAUGAGACAACUGAUGUAGUUCUGGAAUUUUUGCAAGAUGCAAAGGAGCAUGGGAAAAGGAAAGGAGAUGAUCUUCUAGCUUCAGUACGAAUAAUUGGAAGCUAUCUGGCAGAAGCACCCUCUGCCUGCAAGGAAAAAGUUCGGGAACUUCUACCAUAUAUUCUCUCGAUUGAAGGUGAAGAGGAACAAAGGCCAUUUUACUCUGUACGCUUUUUGCUUCCAAUGCUGUGCCAAAUAACAAUGAAAAGUCAAGGAUGUAAGGUCUUGGCUUCAGUUGGAGGACAUAAAGCCGUUGUCGAGUGCCUUGUGAAAUUGAUUGAUGCUAAUAGUCCAAUGAUGGAUGAUGAUGCUACCAUAUUCUUGGCUUGUGAUACCAUCAUGAAUUUUUUAUUGAAGAGAGAGGAAAUUGGAGUUCAAUUGGAUGCAUCUAGUUCUGCUCAUCUUUUAAGAGCAUUGGCAUCUUGGGCAGAUGACACUGACGAUCCAUCUAUUAUAAUGAUGGCUUCAAGCAUUUGUUCUCUUAUCUUUGAUUCAACAUCAGAGGAGGUGAUUCUAAAGCAGCCUGGCUUUGAAAACCACACUCUUAGUGGUUUGUCACGGCUCAUAGCGAGAAGUUUGGCUACAUGUGGACAGGAGAUGUCUGCUGAUGCUAAAGCAGAAAUUGAUCUCCACGAGAUUGUUACUGCAGGAUAUGCUCGUUGGGCUCCACGGUUCCCACAUAUCAAGCAAGCUGUUGAGAGAUAAUGUGCUUCGAUGAUUGAAACUUCUGUUUCUAUCUAUUUUAGUAUUACAGAUGGGCAGGGGGCACAAGCGAGGGAUGAUGCAUGUUAGACCACUCAUUUCUGUGGAUUAAUCUAUAACUGUUUGAAUUCAAUCCUCGUGAACAGGUCAUUUUGAGCAUUGUUCUCAUGCUACCACCAUUGUUGCAUUUAUGUUUAUCAAGUUGCCUCUGACAUUCUUUCCUCGCAAAUUGUAAAUUUAUGGCAUUUAUUUGGAGCCAAGGAUUAAAGUAUUGAUAUGAUGUUUAUGUUUGGAUACA